GAUAUGAAGGGGUGGAGGGCCCAUCAUUGAGAUACUGACAAAGGAUACCCAUUUGACAACCCAGAACUGUCAACUGACUCAAGACCAGCAGAGAGCCCAGAGUGAACUCUAUCUUUACCUUUCUUACAAAUGGGACUUGUGAUGUGUGUGAUAAAUAGAAGGGGAAAAUAUAACAACCAAACUGUUCUGACAUCACUUCUGCCUGAAACACCCGACUGCCAGAGUUCAUUAAGUGCAUUGUGCACCCAAGGUAAAGUUCAGUGCUCUAAUAUUAGGGCAAUGGUAAACUAUUAGAGAUCAUCUGUAAGUCAGAGAAAUUCAGCCUUAACACACAGGUAUGCCUCUUGUAUGCUGUGCUUGUAUGCUUGUAUAUGUAUUUUGUCAUCAUGUUUUCUUCAUGUCAGUAUAUAGCCUUAUAGCAAAGAUGUUAGGGAACAUCAUUGAUUGGAACAUAUUUAAAUAACAAAACUCUAACUGCCUAAGUAUGUCUUACAUAAGCAACAUCUGUUAUUUUUACAAUAUACUAUGUAGUAUGUAAUUAUAUGCUAUCAUACAAAGAUUAGAUUUCUUAAAGGUGGGGUAAGCCUUUGUAAUUCUGGAGAAAUCCAACACUAUGACAAAUGCCAUGAUAUAGAGUGAACAAUGAGACAGGAAGUAAUAUAAUCUAAGUUGCUGCUGCAAAGCUAACAUGCAUAGAGGACGAGAUGGUCCCAAAGCCAGCACACCAGCUCCAGACAUUGAUACUCACAACUCUCUGCUACUAUAGCUAACAUCACAAUAAUAGCAUGUCUUGGCAAACUAAAAAGUAAGUUGACGCACAAAUCAUGGCUGGAAUAGUUUGGUGUGACUUAGUCCAAGCCAUUUUGUUUCAAAUUUACAGAGCCAAGACUGUGUAUAAGCAAUGGAUUGUUUUUCUGCAUAGUCUACUUUUAAAUGAAAUGUAAUAAAAUGAUGACUCAUUUCACUACUGAGGAUCCAGCUUAAACUAGUACCACAGUGCAUACAUUGAUUCACACCCACAUAGACAAAAGUUAUUUCAGUGGUUAACUGAGGUAAAAUAUUUACCAAUUUCACCUGUAAUCCAGCAGCCCCUUGGAUUCUGAAACGUCAAAGGUUGCUUUGUCCAGGUUUGAGAGUCGGAUUUGCUGUCUACUUCUUUUUGGUGUACAGGCAUGAGCAAAUGAAGAGGGAUUUUAUUUUUUUAUUUCAAAGGAAGACAUUUUACAUACAGUGAGAGGCCACAAUGAGGUUUGAGAACAUCCUUGCCGAUAUAAACGGAUUUGGAAGAUUUCAGAUAAUGAUCAUUGUAAUCAGCUUCAUUGGCCGCUUCACACUGCCAUGCCACUUCAUGCUAAACAACUUCAUAGCGGCUGUUCCGUCGCACCACUGUGACAUCAGCUCUCUGGAUGACGGAGGUGUUUUUAGAAAUUUAUCCCAGGCAGAGAGGCUUGUGGUUAGUAUUCCACUCCAGGAGGAUGGGACACCAAACUCCUGUCAGAUGUUUGCAGAGCCUCAGUAUCAUCUGCUGCUCAACUCCUCCAGCAUUACUGAACUACCCACGGUGCCGUGCCGGACUGGAUGGGUGUACGAUAACACCACCUUCAAGUCUACUCUGACCUCACAGUGGGACCUGGUGUGUGAUAGAAGAGGGAAAAACAAAGCAACUGCUACUAUCUUCUUUGUUGGAGUGAUGUUUGGAGCCAUGUCCUUUGGAAGUCUCAGUGACAGGUAUGGCCGAAGGAUCAUGCUGCUGGUGUCGUAUGUGUCUGCAAUGAUCUUUGCUUUUGCAAGUGCUUUUUCUACAUCCUACGUGAUGUUUGCAGUGCUGAGGUUCUUCACUGGGUUUUGCAUCACUGGCAUCGUCAUUGUCUCAACAGUCCUCAGUGUGGAGUGGGUGGACAUAGAGCAUAGGAAACUGGUGGGAGUGAUCGACAGCUUGUCUUGGACAUUUGGGAACACAGUAUUCGCUGCUAUUGGUUAUUUUGUGACUGAUUGGCGGUGGCUAAUUGUUAGCGUCUCCUCACCUCUAGCCUUCGCCAUCAUCACCUGGAGGUGGAUGCCAGAGUCGGCAAGGUGGCUCAUUGCCAAUGGAAAGCUGGAGCAAGCUCAGAUGUAUUUGAAAAAAUGUGCCAAGAUGAACCAAACAGAGGAGUUAAUUCAUACACUUAAAACAGAGACACUAUCCACUAUUGUGACUGAGAAAAGAGAUCGUGCCUAUUCCUACCUUGAUCUGAUACGAACACCCAAAAUGAGGAAACUUGCCCUAUGUACUGGUAUAUUGUGGUUUUGUGUGGCAACUUCAUUUUAUGGCAUCAGCUUCAACAUCACAGGCUUUGGGCUCAAUAUCUAUCUCACUCAGUUCACCUAUGCUUUAAUUGAGCUCCCGGCCAAAGUAACAGUUUACUACUUACUGGAUAAGAUUGGCAGGCGAGGCACUGAGGUGGGAGCUAUGCUAAUGGCUGGCGUCUGUCUUGGAAUCAACAUUGUAGUACCUACAGAUAUGCCUGUAGUCAGAACAGUGGUAGCAGUCAUUGGAAAAGGGUUUUCUUCAGCAUCCUUUGCAACUGUUGUGCUCUACAGUUCUGAGCUCUACCCCACUGUAGUAAGGCAGAAUGGUAUGGGCUACAACUCCUUCAUGGCUCGACUUGGUGUCGCUGUGGCCCCUUUGAUCCUCUUACUGGAUGAGGUGUGGAAGAACCUUCCCCAGCUUGUCCUGUGCUCUGCGGCUAUACUAGGGGGAGUAGUCGCAAGAACGUUGUCAGAGACACGCAAUAGGUGCCUGCCAGAGACCAUAGAGGAUAUUGAAAAGCAGUGGUAGUGAACAGUCAUCAGUCUUUCCCAAACUUAAAAUCGCGUUUUAUGGGGUCGCCAAUUGGCACAGUAAAAUGCUAUAUAGUGCUUAAUUUAUAAAUCGGGAGGUCCUGGCACACAGAGAGGCUGCUGCUCAGGGUGAGAGAAAAGUCACUGUAUCAAAAAUCCACACUGCCUGAAGCACGUUGUAGCCUACAACGUCGAGGUACUAAACGUUAAAACUAAGCGAAACUGUCAUCACAAACAAAGCAUUAUUUAUUUACGUUUAUUAAUCAGCACAUUCACAAUAAUAACUCGAAUUUAGCAGGGGGAGGCACUCAGAAACAGCUGUUUAAGGUUUGCAUCUCUCUCUUCCCCAUUGUUUCCCUAGAUUCUGCUAUAAUGGGGGAGGGGAUGAAAUUAGGGCCUAAACUAUCAAAACUGGAGAUUUUGAUAGUGACAAAGGAGGUGCCGGAUCCAGUCAAAUAGAUUCUGGUCCUAAUCUGGGAGGUCCUGUCCUGUCAGGAUUACAUUAAAACUCAAGAAAUUAUUAAAUUUAUUUCAACUUUUACAAGUAGGCUUCGAUGUUACCUACUUUAUAUACUUGACCCCACUCCCAACUCCAGCUGACAUAGUGAGUUUAUUGCCUUACUGCUUCUAUGCCUUAAGUUUUCCUUGCAAGUUUGUUGUGAGGAACUUUAUACUCUGCAAGUUUGAUUUUAGCACUGAUGUACUUUUAUAAUGAAAAAAAUAAAUUUCAUACUAGAUUCA
Messenger RNA from Micropterus salmoides (largemouth bass), 3561 nucleotides. RefSeq names its product solute carrier family 22 member 7-like. Gene Ontology annotation, molecular function: transmembrane transporter activity. Bases 1244 to 2818 code for a protein of 524 amino acids. The record is from RefSeq and is a predicted model, not a curated record. The transcript is spliced from 10 exons. Lineage: Eukaryota; Metazoa; Chordata; Actinopteri; Centrarchiformes; Centrarchidae. Gene Ontology annotation, biological process: transmembrane transport. Gene Ontology annotation, cellular component: membrane.